Messenger RNA from Anopheles gambiae (African malaria mosquito), 786 nucleotides. RefSeq lists its product as uncharacterized. Bases 250 to 639 code for a protein of 129 amino acids. NCBI's taxonomy places the organism in Eukaryota, Metazoa, Arthropoda, Insecta, Diptera, Culicidae. The record is from RefSeq and is a predicted model, not a curated record. The transcript is spliced from 2 exons.
UGACAUUGGUACUAAAAUUUUGUUCUAAAUUUGCUCGAUUGGUGCUCGAACCGUCCAAAAGUAUGGAUGUGUGUGUGAUCACGCGUGUAGGAAGUGGCAAGUAUGAUUGUGUGCGUGUGAUCUUCUUGUAGCGAACGACGAUGGCAUCAUUUCCAGCUGUCAUUUAUUUGGCUUUGGUGUUUGACGAAAGAACAAAAUAAAUUUUGUGCUCUAUUGUUUUGUGAAAAUUUGUUGGAUUUUUUCAGUAAAAUGGCUACACAACCAGUGAAGAGGAGCAGAAAAGUUAUUUCUCGACGGAACAAAAAGCUUGCAGCUAUGUCGACGGAGUAUGAUCGGCAGAAUAUGUUGGGUGAUGAUGAUGCGGGAACAAGCGGAGUGGUGCACCGUAAUAUCGGUUUAACAUCCCAGUACGAUGACCACGCGCAAGCAGAAUACGAUGCAGAAGUGCUUAUGGGAACAUUGUCUCACAACAGCGAUACCGAUUACAUCAGUGAUCGUUCUUCUGAAAGCGAAACCGACGCUGUGGCUGAAGGGUCCACAACUGCUUACAACUGCAACAACCAUAGCGAUAUUGGUGAAUGUUUGCGAACUUGGGCAGUUGUGCAUAAUCAGCCACGCUCGUCGGUAAAUGAAAUUUGAGCUAUUUUGGGAAUAUGGACAGAUUUGGAAGAAGCAAGGAUUCUCGCACGCUAUUGAUAACGCCAAAAACCAUCGGGGAAGAGAUACAAUCGAUAGCGGGCGGCGAAUUUUGGUACAAAGGAGUAGAAAAUAAUCUCGUCAAUUAUU